Messenger RNA from Megalops cyprinoides (Indo-Pacific tarpon), 1880 nucleotides. Its product is annotated as polyubiquitin-C. Gene Ontology annotation, cellular component: nucleus; cytoplasm. Gene Ontology annotation, molecular function: protein tag activity; ubiquitin protein ligase binding. Gene Ontology annotation, biological process: protein ubiquitination; modification-dependent protein catabolic process. The coding region runs from base 98 to 1699 and encodes 533 amino acids. Lineage: Eukaryota; Metazoa; Chordata; Actinopteri; Elopiformes; Megalopidae. The transcript has 2 exons. The record is from RefSeq and is a predicted model, not a curated record.
GCGAUGCGUAGAAUUCACCGACAAGGAGCACGAAGAGGAAGCGAAGCACAAAGACAAGACAAGUCGAUUAACGAAAAUCUUUAGAAGCGAUUGCAAGAUGCAGAUUUUCGUGAAGACCCUGACCGGUAAGACCAUCACCCUGGAGGUGGAGCCCAGCGACACCAUUGAGAACGUCAAGGCCAAGAUCCAGGACAAAGAAGGCAUUCCCCCUGACCAGCAGAGGCUGAUCUUUGCUGGCAAACAGCUGGAAGAUGGCCGCACCCUGUCCGACUACAACAUCCAGAAGGAGUCCACCCUUCACCUGGUGUUGCGCCUCAGGGGUGGCAUGCAGAUUUUCGUGAAGACUCUGACCGGUAAGACCAUCACCCUGGAGGUGGAGCCCAGCGACACCAUUGAGAACGUCAAGGCCAAGAUCCAGGACAAAGAAGGCAUUCCCCCUGACCAGCAGAGGCUGAUCUUUGCUGGCAAACAGCUGGAAGAUGGCCGCACCCUGUCCGACUACAACAUCCAGAAGGAGUCCACCCUUCACCUGGUGUUGCGCCUCAGGGGUGGCAUGCAGAUUUUCGUGAAGACUCUGACCGGUAAGACCAUCACCCUGGAGGUGGAGCCCAGCGACACCAUUGAGAACGUCAAGGCCAAGAUCCAGGACAAAGAAGGCAUUCCCCCUGACCAGCAGAGGCUGAUCUUUGCUGGCAAACAGCUGGAAGAUGGCCGCACCCUGUCCGACUACAACAUCCAGAAGGAGUCCACCCUUCACCUGGUGUUGCGCCUCAGGGGUGGCAUGCAGAUUUUCGUGAAGACUCUGACCGGUAAGACCAUCACCCUGGAGGUGGAGCCCAGCGACACCAUUGAGAACGUCAAGGCCAAGAUCCAGGACAAAGAAGGCAUUCCCCCUGACCAGCAGAGGCUGAUCUUUGCUGGCAAACAGCUGGAAGAUGGCCGCACCCUGUCCGACUACAACAUCCAGAAGGAGUCCACCCUUCACCUGGUGUUGCGCCUCAGGGGCGGCAUGCAGAUUUUCGUGAAGACUCUGACCGGUAAGACCAUCACCCUGGAGGUGGAGCCCAGCGACACCAUUGAGAACGUCAAGGCCAAGAUCCAGGACAAAGAAGGCAUUCCCCCUGACCAGCAGAGGCUGAUCUUUGCUGGCAAACAGCUGGAAGAUGGCCGCACCCUGUCCGACUACAACAUCCAGAAGGAGUCCACCCUUCAUCUGGUGUUGCGCCUCAGGGGUGGCAUGCAGAUUUUCGUGAAGACCCUGACUGGCAAGACCAUCACCCUGGAGGUGGAGCCCAGCGACACCAUUGAGAACGUCAAGGCCAAGAUCCAGGACAAAGAAGGCAUUCCCCCUGACCAGCAGAGGCUGAUCUUUGCUGGCAAACAGCUGGAAGAUGGCCGCACCCUGUCCGACUACAACAUCCAGAAAGAGUCCACCCUUCACCUGGUGUUGCGCCUCAGGGGCGGCAUGCAGAUUUUCGUGAAGACUCUGACCGGUAAAACCAUCACCCUGGAGGUGGAGCCCAGCGACACCAUUGAGAACGUCAAGGCCAAGAUCCAGGACAAAGAAGGCAUUCCCCCUGACCAGCAGAGGCUGAUCUUUGCUGGCAAACAGCUGGAAGAUGGCCGCACCCUGUCUGACUACAACAUCCAGAAGGAGUCCACCCUUCACCUGGUGUUGCGCCUCAGAGGAGGAGUGUAACCAAUUAGACCCUUAUUGAGCAGUUGCAUAUGUUGCAUGGUUUUGGGUUCUUGUUUUUUUUUUUUUUUUAACUUAAGUUUAUGUAUUGAGAAUAUACAUUUAAUAUUUAAAACUAAGUGUUAUUGUGUUCAAAGGGUCACAAUCAAGCAAAUUGUUAAUAAAGUUCAUUUAUUAAAAUACA